AUAUUUCUUGGAGCUGAAGCAGCAGGGUGCGAGCCUUCUGCCCCUUUCCGCCUACAAAUUAAAUCGCCAAAGAAACCCUAGCCAUCGAUCUAGUGAAGAUUUGAGAGAAACGCCAUGAGUCGAGGAACUGGAGCUGGCUACGAUCGCCACAUCACUAUUUUCUCUCCUGAAGGCCGUCUCUACCAAGUCGAAUACGCGUUUAAGGCUGUUAAGGCGUCCGGUAUCACGUCAAUUGGAGUUCGUGGAAAGGAUUCGGUGUGCGUUGUCACCCAGAAGAAGGUUCCUGUGAGUGUUUCUCAUUUGCUUUUCAUCAUCUUGUGGGUGCGGAAUGCUUCUCGUGUUUCUUUAUGUAACCUAGUAUUUCUCGUGGGAAUAUCGAUGCAGGAUAAGCUAUUGGACCAGACCAGUGUCACGCAUCUCUUUCCCAUCACAAAUUACCUUGGACUCUUAGCCACAGGGAUGACAGCUGAUGCAAGGUCCUUGGUCCAACAAGCAAGAAAUGAAGCAGCAGAAUUUCGUUUUAAAUGGGGAUAUGAGAUGCCUGUAGAUGUAUUUUCCAAAUGGGUUGCAGAUAAAUCACAGAUAUAUACCCAGCAUGCCUACAUGAGGCCUCUUGGAAUAGUUGCAAUGAUCUUGGGUAUUGAUGAGGAGAAGGGACCCCAACUCUUCAAAUGUGAUCCAGCUGGCCAUUUCUUUGGGCACAAGGCGACAAGUGCUGGCCUGAAAGAACAAGAAGCAAUCAACUUCCUGGAAAAGAAAAUGAAGAAUGAUCCUGCAUUCUCAUACGAGGAAACUGUGCAGACUGCGAUAUCUGCACUGCAAUCGGUUCUGCAAGAGGAUUUCAAAGCUACAGAGAUAGAGGUGGGAGUUGUGAAAGCAGAGGAUCCAGCAUUCAGAGUGUUAUCGACAGAGGAGAUAGACGAACAUCUAACAGCAAUCAGUGAACGUGAUUAGCGGAGGUCCAUUUCAACAGCUUGACUCAGUUUCAGAUUUCAGACUCUAUGUUUUAAACUUGUGUCAGAAUAUCUAUUGUGUCACUAUAUCUAUAAUGAAUUGGUUUUUCCACCGCCAAAUUUCCAAUGUAAUAUUGAGUUUCGUGCUGUCAAAUGGCUAUUGUCACAAUUUCAAAACCCCUUGAUCUUGGAUCAUGGCAUUCCCGGUGGAUUUGACAAUAAAUCUUUACAUCUCUCAGAACGUUUAUGCUGUCUUCAAGAAAUGGAAAUUUUAGUAUCAUCGAGCUUUUUAA
Molecule: messenger RNA, 1246 nt
Organism: Zingiber officinale
Lineage: Eukaryota; Viridiplantae; Streptophyta; Magnoliopsida; Zingiberales; Zingiberaceae
Product: proteasome subunit alpha type-6
Exons: 8
Coding region: 115-954 (279 amino acids)
Biological process (GO): ubiquitin-dependent protein catabolic process
Cellular component (GO): proteasome core complex, alpha-subunit complex; proteasome core complex; nucleus
Source: RefSeq, a predicted model, not a curated record